This is a messenger RNA of Episyrphus balteatus (marmalade hoverfly), 3510 nucleotides long. RefSeq lists its product as uncharacterized. Bases 254 to 3487 code for a protein of 1077 amino acids. Lineage: Eukaryota; Metazoa; Arthropoda; Insecta; Diptera; Syrphidae. The transcript has 13 exons. The record is from RefSeq and is a predicted model, not a curated record. Gene Ontology annotation, molecular function: scavenger receptor activity. Gene Ontology annotation, cellular component: membrane; cytoplasm.
CAGUUGAUUUACAAAUGAUUUAAAAGCCUCGGCUCGACUUCUCUCUUGAGUUCAAUCUGUGAGUACUUGUUGAACGUCAAUGACAGACACACCGGCUGCUCAGCGUAAAUGCUUUUUUGUGCAUCAAUUUGUGUUUUGAUAUCGGUUCCAAAAUAAACAAAAGAGAGAAAAGAAGAGUUCUUCCUGCAUGCAAUAUUAUAAAGUGAAUGGUGUAAAUCAAAAUUAAUUAAUUGUAACGAACCUUUAAUCAAAAAUGCCACAAACAAGUGCAAAACUCCACAAACUAUGCAACUGGAAAUUGUGCAUCGGUGGAGCAGGAUUCCUCCUUGCACUAUUCGGACUUCUCUGUGGGAUGUUUUGGGCGGAUCUAUUCACAUAUGGAAUGGGAAAGGAAAUCGCACUCCGACCAAAUUCAAGAGUCUACGAAUCAUGGAAAGUGCCACCAUUAGAUCUCAACUUAGAUAUAUAUUUUUUCAAUUGGACAAAUCCAGAUGACUUUAAGAACCUAUCAACAAAACCAAUUCUUCAACAAUUGGGUCCAUAUCGAUUUAAAGAGAAACCCGACAAAGUAGACAUAAAGUGGCAUCCUGAGAAUUAUACUGUGAGUUAUAGAAAGAAGAGUGAUUUCUAUUUUGAUGCUGAAAAUAGUAAUGGAAGUCUUGAAGAUGAGAUUACGAUAUUGAAUGCUGUAGCUUUGUCAGCAUCAGCAAAAGCCAAAACAUGGGAUGCCUUAAAACGUAACAUGGUUGACAUAAGUCUGAAAAUUUACAAUCAACCAAUGGCUGUGACAAAAACUGCUGAUGAAUUACUAUUUACUGGUUAUCAAGAUGAUAUGAUUGAUGUGGCUAGAGCUGCACCAAUAUUUGGUGAUGAGGUGCAAGUACCUUUUGAUAGAUUUGGAUGGUUUUACACAAGAAAUGGUAGUGCUGAUUUGACUGGAACAUUCAAUAUUCACACUGGUGUUGAUGAUAUCUAUAAAAUUGGACAAAUGCAUUCAUGGAAUUACAAAACAAACACAGGAUUCGCAGAGUCAUAUUGUGGAAUGGUCAAUGGAUCAGCUGGUGAAUUUUAUCCACCAAAUUUGAAAAAAGGUGGAUCGAUCGCGUUAUUUUCACCAGACAUGUGCCGAAGUGUUCCUUUGGAUUAUGUUGAAACAGUCGAAGUAGAAGGUAUCACUGGCUUCAAAUUCAGUGGAGGAGCAAGAUCAGUGGAUAAUGGAACACUCUAUCCAGAAAACAAAUGUUUCUGUGGAGGAGAAUGCGUUCCAUCUGGAGUAAUGAAUGUCUCAGCAUGUCGAUUCGGUUCACCUGUCUUUAUGUCCUAUCCACAUUUCUUCAAUGCCGAUCCUAUAUAUGUUAAUCAAGCUGAAGGACUUAAACCAAAUCAAAAAGACCAUGAGUUUUAUAUGAUCCUAGAACCGAAUACUGGUGUAGCGCUAGAAGUUGCAGCCCGGUUUCAAGUCAAUAUGCUCGUCGAACCUAUCAAUCAUAUGAGUUUUUAUGAAGGCGUACCUCGCACAUAUUUCCCAUUGAUUUGGUUUGAACAAAAAGUACGAAUUACACCAGAGUUCGCAGAUGAACUAAAAGCAGUACCCAGAAUUCUAACAAUUGGUCAUAUUGUUGCUGGAGUGACAUUUGCUUUAGGAUUGAUCCUUCUCUGUUGGCAUCCAGCAGGAUAUUUCAUAUCGAAAUUCCGUGGAGACCUCAAGCCUUCAUCAAACAAACCAAAAUCAACAUCAAAGGUUGCACCAACAGCAGAGCUUUCAGCUUCAUAUAAAAAAGCUAUCGAAGCCGAAGGCCAGCCAGAGGGAUCUCCUCUACUCACCAAGCCUUAUCUAUCAAAUGUCAAAAUUAUACCAAAUAAGCAACCUAAAAAAAAAAACAUGAGUUGCCGUUUAUGUAGUAGAGAGUGGAUUUUUGGGGGAUUGGGGCUGAUUUUGUCUGUAGUGGGGACGGCGCUUUAUGUAAACUGGAUCAGCUGGUUCACGAUACUUCGAGGAAAGGAAAUGGCACUUACUCCAAAAUCUCCAGCCUAUUCUGGUUGGAAACAAUCACCCUUACCUCUGUACCUUGAUGUAUAUCUAUUCAAUUGGACAAAUUCACAUGAAUUCACAAAUCACUCCAUCAAACCGAGAUUUCAAGAACUCGGUCCAUAUCGGUUUAGAGACAUACCCGAUAAAGUCGAUAUAAAAUUUCAUCCGAAAAAUAAUUCAGUAACAUUCCGUAAAAUGAGUGUGUAUCACUUUGAUGCUGAAGGCAGUAAUGGCAGCUUAAGUGAUAUACUUACAACCGUUAAUAUGGUUGCAUGGGCAGCUGUUCACAAGAAACGUGAUUCGGGAUUCUUCCAGAUGCUUGGACUGAAGACUGCUUUAGAUUUGUCAAAUGAAGGACUCACAGUUACAAAGAAUGUUGAUGAAAUGCUUUUUAGUGGCUACAAAGAUCCAAUGGUAGACUUGAAUAAUGUUUUAAAAACAUUUUCAAUUGGUGAAGAAUCUAUAUCGUAUGAUCGUGUUGGAUACUUUUACAUGCGCAAUGGUAGUUCAUUAUUUAAUGGUCUACUCAAUAUGCACACUGGAGGUGAUGAUCCUAGAAAAAUGGGAAAAAUUCACACUUGGGAGUCUAAAAAUCAUACUGGGUUCUAUGAAUCAACUUGUGGUAUGGUAAAUGGAUCACUUGGAGAGUUUUUCUCACCAAACCUUAAAGAAGGAGACACAAUAGAAAUGUUUAUUCCAAAUAUGUGUCGAACGGUUCCGCUGGAUUAUACAGAGACUGUUGAGAUUCAUGGAGUGAAGGGUUUAAAAUUUUCUGGUGGGCGUCGAUCAGUUGAUAAUGGAACCAUGUAUCCUGAAACAAAAUGUUUUUGUGUUGAUGGAAAAUGUGAACGAGCUGGUGUUAUGAAUAUGGGACCAUGUCAGUAUGGUACGACAGCAUUCAUGUCAUAUCCACAUUUCUAUGAAGCCGAUCCAUAUUAUUUGGAACAAAUUGAAGGGCUGAAGCCAGUUAAAGAAAAACACGAGUUUUUUAUGACUUUGGAACCAAAUGCAGGUGUUCCAUUGGAUGUCGGAGGUGGAUUUCAGGCUAAUGUGCUCAUUGAUCGCAUUCCAGGAAUGGGAAUCUACGAUAAAGUACCUCGCAUAUUUCUACCAAUAAUGUGGUGUGAAGAACGUGUACGUGUAACACCAGAAAUAGCAUCUGAAAUUCAACUUGUUCCACAAAUUAUCUACUGGGGUCAAAUGUUCGCUGGAGCACUUCUUCUUGUCGGAGUAGUUUUAUUCCUUUGGCAUCCAUUCCAUACAAUUAAAAAUCUGUUCACACCAAAAGAUCAAAGAAAACCAAAAACGAAAAAUCACAACGAAGCCAAUCAAAUACGAAUCGAAUCAACGCCAUUUGUUGCUAAAAACGAUACUGGACAAAUUAUUAUUAAACCAACAAAUCUGUCCAUGUUGGGUGGUGGUGGUCAAUCCAAAGAAGAAGUCGUUAAGAGAUAACAUUAAAAAGACUUAUAAAUACA